Acanthopagrus latus (yellowfin seabream) is the source of this 4084-nucleotide messenger RNA. RefSeq names its product solute carrier family 25 member 29. Gene Ontology annotation, cellular component: mitochondrion. The transcript is spliced from 4 exons. The coding region runs from base 435 to 1361 and encodes 308 amino acids. Gene Ontology annotation, biological process: mitochondrial L-ornithine transmembrane transport. The record is from RefSeq and is a predicted model, not a curated record. Lineage: Eukaryota; Metazoa; Chordata; Actinopteri; Spariformes; Sparidae. Gene Ontology annotation, molecular function: high-affinity L-arginine transmembrane transporter activity.
UCCUGCGACGCUAGCUUGGCUGCUACAGAAAUAAACCUCCUUGAUGUGCAGGCAGCGGGCAGGGUGUCCGCAUUGACUGUGAGCGACACACCGGUUUAUGGAGGUCGUGUAGGUCCAGAGGACAGUUCUGUUCGACUUAAUAGUGGCCGAGCUCGAUAACCGGGCGCAGAAAGUAAAACUGUCAGCAUUUGUGGAUUGUCAGGUCUUAUUUCGAGGAGGGGAGGGGGCUCGUUACCUAGCUAGCCAGUGCAAGCUAACAGAGACGCUUACCGAAAGUGUCACUUAAACCGUUAGCUAAAUAGAAACGGGCACUGACAGCUGUACGAAGUAAGAAGUAUUGUCCAGAAACAGAAGUGCAUAGAAGUGUCGGGAGCCUCUUCAGCUAGCGUAAGGUAACAUUUAGUCCCCAAGGAAGGUGACGUGCGGGAGCGGUGAUGGACUUCGUUGCGGGAUGCAUCGGAGGUGCUGCUGGAGUCUUGGUUGGACACCCAUUUGACACAGUAAAGGUGAGGCUGCAGGUCCAGAGUGUCGAUAAGCCUCUGUACCGUGGGACAUAUCACUGCUUCCAGUCCAUCAUACGGCAGGAGUCGGUAUUUGGUUUGUAUAAAGGCAUUGGAUCCCCCAUGAUGGGACUCACAUUCAUCAAUGCCAUAGUGUUUGGUGUUCAGGGAAACACCAUGCGGCUGCUGGGAGCUGACACCCCCACAAACCAGUUCCUUGCUGGUGCGGCAGCAGGCACCAUCCAGUGUGUCAUCUGCUGCCCCAUGGAGCUGGCUAAAACCCGCAUGCAAAUGCAGGGUACCGGAGAGAAAAAGUCCUCCAGGAAGCUGUACAAGAACUCCUUGGACUGCUUGGCACGCAUCUACAAGCGGGAGGGUCUGAGAGGUGUAAACAGAGGCAUGGUGACCACGCUUAUCCGCGAGACACCUGGCUUCGGUGUGUACUUCCUGGCCUACGAUGUGCUAACGCGCAGCCUCGGCUGCGAGCCGGACGACCCUUUCAUGAUCCCCAAACUGCUGUUUGCAGGGGGCAUGGCUGGCAUCGCCUCCUGGCUUUCCACCUACCCUGUGGACGUGAUCAAAUCACGGCUGCAGGCAGAUGGAGUGGGUGGAGUCAACCAGUAUAGCAGCAUUGCUGACUGCGUACGACAGAGCGUCAGGAGAGAGGGCUACAUGGUGUUCACGAGAGGCCUCACCUCCACGCUGCUACGAGCCUUCCCUGUGAAUGCAGCUACCUUCGCCACCGUCACCCUCAUCCUGAUGUACGCCCGGGGGCGGGAGGAAGGACCUAAAGACUGUGAGCCGGUUCAGCCAAGCCACCAUGCACAGAUCCAGCAGCAGGCCCAGCCCUCCAGCCUGUGACAGCACAGAGGGGCUCACCCUCAACCUGGGCACUUUACAAGAGCAUGGGGAAGACAAAACAUACCUAAGGACCCAUUAAUUACUGUCAGACGAGUCAUUCCCAAUUUUAAUUCAGACUGUGCCGGGUUUAUAUAAACUUUAAUUUCAAAAAGGAAGCAAAGGAAUAACAUUUAUUUUAAGCAGUAGUUUAAGUUUCUGGUUUGCCUCUGAAGACGCAGACUUGUAAAGGAGAUGGUGUUACCUCUAUUGAGAGAGGAGCUAUGAGAUUCAUGACGGUUCUUAUCUGCAGCUUUUAUCUAUGAGAGACGUCUUAUAAAAGGCUGUUGUUACAGAACGGUUGGUGAUGGUAGUGUGCACACUGAAGGUUGUCUGUCUCUCUUGACAACAUUUAUCUUGAAACGUGCAGUGUUUAACUGCACCUGUAUAUAUCAUCGAUCUUUUUUUUUAAAUGUACGUUGGAAACAUUUUUCCUGCCUUAUAAGAUUUGUGUAAGGAAGCUGAAGCAGCUGUUUGUACCUAAACUGUAUCCUCCGAAGAGCCAGGCAAGAAAGAGGGAAGGAAUGUAGCAUUUGAUAAGUGUGCGGAACUUAUCACUUGUGUCUGUUUUCUAACCAAAACAACAAACUGCAGCUAUAAUCGCAUCGUCACUAAAGCACUGUUAGUCAACACAGGACAGGUGAACAGAAUCCACUGGUCUGAAAGGCUGAUUAGGGACCGAGUGCAAAGUGUGUUUGUGUGAGUCGGGAUCAUAGAUGGCACUAUGUUUUAUGUCUCGUUUGGUUGUUCGUCUGGCAUGUUGUGUUUUACCGAGUAAUGCAACGUUUUGUCAUUGUGACUUUACUACUGUAUUAAAGGCCUGAUCCAGAGGUGGAACGUUUUGUAAAAAAAAAAAAAAAAAAAAAAGUUUUUUUUUAAUGUAUUUUUUAUUUAUAUAUUUAAACAUAUAUAUCUUUUAAAGCUGCUCGUGAAACAGUACUGAAAGGUCAAAAGAAAAUGCCAGGGAGAUCCUUCAGAGUUUUCAAAGCAGUUGAAACUGAGGGGCCAACGAAUUUAAAGCUGUUGUAGAGUUGUUCUUAUAGCUAACCUCCUGUGUGUUUGGCAGCCGGCCGUCCCCUCCCUCCUCUCCAUAUCACCCUUCUUGCACCACUCCAGUGUUUGUUUUUUCUUCUUCGCUUGCUGUGUUUGGUAGCAUUAUCAGUCACAGGGAGCGCUGGAAUUGGAAGCUUACCUUUUCCGCCAUUGUCCGUAAACUGCAGGACUGUGCAUGUUCCCGAGCAGACAGGAUCGCCUCUUUAUGGACUUCUAUGUCCUGAUGGGACACCAGAUCAUUUAUUUUUCUCUCUUAGUGUAUGGGCAGGGAGAGGAGAGACAUGGGCUCCUAAACGAACACUCUGUAACAGUGAUGUUUUAAAAAGAAAAUAAGGCUUACAGCAGCUUUAACUUUAUCUCAAAUUUGAAUGCAAGACCCAUGAUGUUCCCCCAGGGGUCACUGUGGUCAUCUGAGAUGGUUUCAACUGCAAUCUGAUUGGGGCAGAUUUGAAUAAAAUUGACUGUAGCCUCAAGCACUGAAACAUUUUUGUUAUUAGACAACCUGCAGUAUGAGGGGGGAAAAGAAAAGUCUGAGGAAUUAAAAACUGACCCUUUAAACGGUGCAGAAAACUUAAUUUCUUGAUGUUAGUUUCUGUUCAUUGAGCUAACAGACCUGCAUUCAGUGUCCCUGUGGAAGAUUCUUUAUUUUCCUAAAGUUGACCAAUGUGUAUUUUUGUGUACAUUAUACUGUACCUAAUCUGGAUCGGGGCUUUAAUUAGACAUAUUUAUUUUUGAAGUUACUAUAGUAUACGAAUAAUGUACAAGUAUUGUUAAUGAGUGGGAAUUGUCUGCUUCCUGCAUGUGUGUGAUCAGUAUCAGAUGACCUUGUCUGCAUUUUAUGCCUGAAUGUUGAACUUCUCGCUGUAAAGCAAUCUCCCGUACAAAUGCAUACGUGUCAGUUCCCCUCAUCAGUACAGCUGAUGAUCCAAGAUUUUUCUGAGCUUUUUCCGAAGUUGUAAAAGCUUGCAAACUAAUCAAACCACUGUUGUCAUGAGGAUAUUAUAGAGAAGGGAAUCCCCAGAUGCACUAAACCCUUCCGUGUGUUGAAUGUAUUAUACCUGUGGUCACUCACAGGUGUUUGGACUCUUGUUAAUCAUAUUUAAGUCAAAUGUCAGCAGUCUGAGUCGUUGAAAGCAGCCGAGAGGCACUUGAAUGUCUCUCUUGUUAUGUUUUCGGGCUUGAUGGUGGGUGGUGGUGGCAAAACAAAGUGGAAAGUCUGUAGAAGCUGCUUGUGUUUGAUCAGUAAUUCCACCUCUGUUACCUCUCGCUAAAAAGAUCUGAAACUUGGCGGUCACCAUUUGACAGCUAAUAUUUAGUCCUGCUGAUGUGAAGGAUGCAAUAUGUACAGGAUGUAACUUUAUUGAUGCGAGCUCAUUCUGAAGUGGUACUGUAAAUUAUAUAUAUAUAAACAUACAUAUAUAACAUAUAUUUUUCAGUCUGAAGUAGUUGUGUGGUUCCCUGAAUGUCUGAGUUUGAGCAGUUUUCAAAGUCUCUAUUUGACCAGUUUGAGUUGUUACACUGGAGAGAUUUUAUCUGAAAAACUGAGAUAUUUUUGUAACAUAGUCAAACUUUAACCUGUUUGUCUAGAUUUGUCACUGAGGAUCUGUACAAAUGAAUAAAAAGUGAAUUCAGCA